AUGGAAGGAUCCAUCCCCGGGGCAGGUACCAGGCUGAUUCUCCUCUGCUGCUGUCUCCUGAGCUCUGGCUGGGCUUUGGUUGACCCUGAUGAUGUUCUCACCAAAGAAGAGCAGAUCUACCUCUUGGUGGAAGCCAAGGAGAAAUGUCAGAGAGAUAUCAAAGCCCAGCUGGAGAAGAUCAAAGACACCAGCUGCCUUCCAGAGUGGGAUGGGAUUAUCUGCUGGCCCAAGGGCUUCCCCAGCCAGGAGGUGUCAGUCCCCUGCCCCGACUACAUCUACGACUUCAACCACCAAGGUCAUGCCUACAGGUACUGCAGUGCUGAGGGGACCUGGGCCAUGGCUCUCAGCACCAACAAGACCUGGGCCAACUACACUGAAUGUGCUCUGCUCUUCUCCUCCGAGAGCCGCAGCCGCCAGAAGGAGGUGUUUGACCGCCUGCACCUGAUGUACACCGUUGGCUACUCCAUCUCCCUGGCCUCCCUCAUCGUUGCUGUCUGCAUCCUUUCCUAUUUCAAGCGCCUGCACUGCACACGCAACUACAUCCACGUCCACCUCUUCACCUCCUUCAUCUGCCGGGCUCUCAGCAUCUUCCUCAAGGACAUGGUGCUCUACUCAGGCAGUGAGACAAGCAAGAUGAGGGAGGAAGACUUCAAAGCAGGAAUGAGUCCCUCUCAAAGUCAACGGAGCCACUUGGUUGGCUGCAAGGUGGUGGUGACUCUCUUCCUCUAUUUCCUGGCCACCAACCACUACUGGAUCCUGGUGGAAGGUCUCUACCUGCACAGCCUGAUCUUCAUGGCCUUCCUCUCCAACAAGAACUACCUGUGGGUCCUCAUCAUCAUUGGCUGGGGUCUCCCUGCUGUGUUUGUGUCCAUCUGGGCCAGCGUCAGGGCUUCUCUGGCUGAUACACAGUGCUGGGACCUCAGUGCAGGGAACAUGAAGUGGAUUUAUCAAGUGCCCAUCUUGGCCUCCAUCGUGGUGAACUUCUUCCUCUUCCUCAACAUCGUGAGGGUGUUGGCCUCCAAGCUCUGGGAGACAACCACAGGGAAGCUGGACCCCAGGCAGCAGUACAGGCGACUGCUCAAGUCCACACUGGUGCUGAUGCCCCUUUUUGGGGUGCAUUACGUGGUGUUCAUGGCCAUGCCCUACACUGAUGUCUCUGGGGUGCUGUGGCAGAUCCAGAUGCAUUAUGAGAUGCUCUUCAACUCCUCUCAGGGUUUCUUUGUGGCUUUUAUCUACUGCUUUUGCAAUGGGGAGGUGCAGGCAGAGAUCAGGAAAGCCCGUUUCCGGAGGAGCCUGGCGCUGGACCUGAAGCAGAAAGCCCGCGGCAGCAGCGGGGCGGGGAGCUGCACCUCGCAGGGCACCAGCCUCCAGCCCAGCAGCAGCCUCGGCGGCAGCCUGGCAGGGCGAGGGGGCUGCCAGCAGCGGGGGCUGCCCCCGCCCGGCCCCUCCAGCCUCCCCGCGGCCGUGCAGGAGAGGAGGCACAAAGGCUGCGGGGUGGCCACGGUGGGUUUAGCAGCCCUGAGCCAGCCUCACCCCGACCUCACCCAGGAGCUGGAGACCACGCUGUGA
Messenger RNA from Colius striatus (speckled mousebird), 1569 nucleotides. RefSeq names its product parathyroid hormone/parathyroid hormone-related peptide receptor. The transcript has 13 exons. Gene Ontology annotation, molecular function: peptide hormone binding; G protein-coupled peptide receptor activity; parathyroid hormone receptor activity. Lineage: Eukaryota; Metazoa; Chordata; Aves; Coliiformes; Coliidae. Gene Ontology annotation, cellular component: plasma membrane. The record is from RefSeq and is a predicted model, not a curated record. Gene Ontology annotation, biological process: cell surface receptor signaling pathway; adenylate cyclase-modulating G protein-coupled receptor signaling pathway. The coding region runs from base 1 to 1569 and encodes 522 amino acids.